Ipomoea triloba (trilobed morning glory) is the source of this 644-nucleotide messenger RNA. Its product is annotated as tubulin-folding cofactor B-like. NCBI's taxonomy places the organism in Eukaryota, Viridiplantae, Streptophyta, Magnoliopsida, Solanales, Convolvulaceae. Gene Ontology annotation, molecular function: microtubule plus-end binding. The coding region runs from base 78 to 644 and encodes 188 amino acids. The record is from RefSeq and is a predicted model, not a curated record. Gene Ontology annotation, biological process: cytoplasmic microtubule organization. Gene Ontology annotation, cellular component: cytoplasm; microtubule plus-end; nucleus. The transcript has 7 exons.
ACUUUGUCGGUGGUCAGGUAACAGUAGAAGCUGUAAAAGAAAAGCUGUGGAAAAAGUGUGGAACUUCUGUUAGUUCAAUGCGCCUUGAGCUUUAUGAUGAUACUGGUGCUAAAAUUUCAGACUUAAGUGAUAACACGAGACCAUUUGGCUUUUAUUCUCUACAUGAUGGAUAUCGGCUGCAUGUUAUUGACACUGAUCCAUCAUCAGUAACAUCUGGUGGUUGGCUGGAGGACACCUCUCUUGUGGAAAACUACACAAUCUCUGAGGAGGCUUAUGAUAAACGGGAUGGUACCUUCAGAAAGUUCAAGGAAAAAUUGGCAUGCAAAAGUGCUACUGAUUAUGAAGCUAAAAUUUGUGACAACUACAUGGAAGAUCUCUGUGCACAUAUCAAGGUAGGAGAUAGAUGCCAAGUUGAACUUGGGGAAAGACGAGGCAAUGUGAAAUUUGUGGGUCAAGCAAAAACACUUGCUCCUGGUUUUUGGGUCGGAGUUCAGUACGACGAACCAGUUGGAAAACACGAUGGCAUGGUGAAGGGAAAACGGUACUUCAGCUGUCCUCCCCUUCAUGGUGGGAUGGUCCGACCAGAUAAAGUAAAGGUGGGGGAUUAUCCCGAACGCGAUCUCUUUGAAGAAGAGGAAAUAUAG